GUCUCCUGCGCCUCCUCGGCCUCGGCGCCCGCUCUCGCGGAGCCCCUCCAGCCAGCCGCUGCGCUAUGAGGGCGCCUCUCCGGGGCUGGCCGAGGCCGGAGCCGGCUCGCUCUGCUCGCGGGGAAGUGUGAAGAGAGAGGCGCGGGCGGGAAGCGGCGCUGCGCGCGGCUCUCGCGGACCGGCGCGGGUUCCAGGUGAGCGCGGGCUCCGCGCGCCCCGCACUCGGCGCGGCCGUCUGGCGCCUGCCGGUCUGGGUUGGAGGCUGAAUUCUAUGCGUGGACCGCCGUUCCUUCUUCGCGGGAUCCCUGGCCACGAUAGCAGAUGCAUUUUGUAGGAGUAUUUUGAGGAUGAAUGUUUGCAAAUCAUUUUGAAAUUGCCAAGUGCCACAUACAUGGGAUGCAUCCUGCCUUUAUCCUGGAGUUCACCCCUGUGGCUUGGUUUAGUCACAGUUGUAUCUGUCCUCGAUCUCUGUGUUAACUAGAAAUCAAAGAAAGACAUGAGGAGGUUUGUUUACUGCAAGGUGGUUCUAGCCACUUCACUGAUGUGGGUUCUUGUUGAUGUCUUCUUACUCCUGUACUUCAGUGAAUGUAACAAAUGUGAUGACAAGAAGGAGAGGUCCCUGCUACCUGCCCUCAGGGCUGUUAUUUCAAGAAACCAAGAAGGGCCAGGAGAAAUGGGAAAGGCUGUGCUGAUUCCUAAAGAUGACCAGGAGAAAAUGAAAGAACUGUUUAAAAUCAAUCAGUUUAACCUUAUGGCCAGCGAUUUGAUUGCCCUUAACAGAAGUUUGCCGGAUGUAAGAUUAGAAGGAUGCAAGACAAAGGUCUACCCUGAUGAACUUCCAAACACAAGUGUAGUCAUUGUAUUUCAUAAUGAAGCUUGGAGCACUCUCCUUAGAACUGUUUACAGUGUUAUAAAUCGUUCUCCGCACUAUCUACUCUCUGAGGUCAUCUUGGUAGAUGAUGCCAGUGAAAGAGAUUUUCUCAAGUUGGCAUUAGAUAAUUAUGUGAAAAAUUUAGAAGUGCCGGUAAAAAUUAUUAGAAUGGAAGAGCGCUCUGGGUUAAUACGUGCCCGCCUUCGAGGAGCAGCUGCUUCAAAAGGACAGGUCAUAACUUUUCUCGAUGCACACUGUGAAUGCACGUUAGGGUGGUUGGAGCCCUUGCUGGCAAGAAUAAAGGAAGACAGGAAAACAGUUGUAUGCCCCAUCAUUGAUGUGAUUAGUGAUGAUACCUUUGAAUAUAUGGCUGGGUCAGACAUGACUUAUGGGGGUUUUAACUGGAAACUGAAUUUCCGUUGGUAUCCUGUUCCCCAAAGAGAAAUGGAUAGAAGGAAAGGAGACAGAACAUUACCUGUUAGGACCCCUACUAUGGCUGGUGGCCUAUUUUCUAUUGACAGAAACUACUUUGAAGAGAUAGGAACUUACGAUGCAGGAAUGGAUAUCUGGGGUGGAGAGAAUCUUGAAAUGUCUUUUAGGAUUUGGCAAUGUGGAGGCUCAUUGGAGAUUGUGACUUGCUCCCACGUGGGUCACGUUUUUCGGAAGGCAACUCCAUACACUUUCCCUGGUGGCACUGGUCAUGUCAUCAACAAGAACAACAGGAGACUGGCAGAAGUUUGGAUGGAUGAAUUUAAAGAUUUCUUUUAUAUCAUAUCCCCAGGUGUUGUCAAAGUGGAUUAUGGAGAUGUGUCAGUCAGAAGAACACUAAGAGAAAAUCUGAAGUGUAAGCCCUUUUCUUGGUACCUUGAAAACAUCUAUCCGGACUCCCAGAUCCCAAGACGUUAUUACUCACUUGGCGAGAUAAGAAAUGUUGAAACAAAUCAAUGUUUAGACAACAUGGGCCGCAAGGAAAAUGAAAAAGUGGGUAUAUUCAACUGUCAUGGUAUGGGAGGAAAUCAGGUAUUUUCUUAUACUGCUGACAAAGAAAUCAGAACCGAUGACUUGUGCUUGGAUGUGUCUAGACUCAAUGGACCUGUAAUCAUGUUAAAAUGCCACCACAUGAGAGGAAAUCAGUUAUGGGAGUAUGAUGCUGAGAGACUCACCUUGAGACAUGUUAACAGUAAUCAAUGUCUAGAUGAACCUUCUGAAGAAGAUAAAAUGGUGCCUACCAUGCAGGACUGUAGUGGAAGCAGAUCUCAACAAUGGCUGCUAAGGAACAUGACUCUGGGGGCAUGAAGACCAUUUCCCCUAAGCCAUGAAAGUGUCUACACUUAUGCUUUUCCAUUAUUUCAAUUAGGAAAAAAUAUUAACUUUGUUGAAUUGAAAGUUUUAAAAUCCUUUUAGUAUUCUAAAACAGUUGUUUAUAAUUCAUUUUUAGGAAUGUUUGCUUAUUUCCCUACUAAAAUUUGUAUCUGAUUAAAAAGCACAUAGAAUAAAUAACAGCAAACUGUUAUUAAACAUCA
This is a messenger RNA of Physeter macrocephalus (sperm whale), 2394 nucleotides long. RefSeq names its product polypeptide N-acetylgalactosaminyltransferase 13 (gene GALNT13). Lineage: Eukaryota; Metazoa; Chordata; Mammalia; Artiodactyla; Physeteridae. The record is from RefSeq and is a predicted model, not a curated record. Gene Ontology annotation, molecular function: polypeptide N-acetylgalactosaminyltransferase activity. The transcript is spliced from 13 exons. The coding region runs from base 497 to 2167 and encodes 556 amino acids. Gene Ontology annotation, biological process: protein O-linked glycosylation. Gene Ontology annotation, cellular component: Golgi apparatus.